This is a messenger RNA of Xyrichtys novacula (pearly razorfish), 8946 nucleotides long. The record is from the annotation of a GenBank genome assembly. NCBI's taxonomy places the organism in Eukaryota, Metazoa, Chordata, Actinopteri, Labriformes, Labridae.
ACACAAUGACCAGGACCAAUAGGAUAAACCCUCCCAGUCUUGAGGAGGGAAAGGGGUGGUGGGGAUUCAAACUAAGGCAGGCUCUACUGUGACUCAAACACACUCCAAGACAGACGACAGACAGUCUCCGCAGCUCUAAGAUAUUUGUUAACUGUUUGAAACCUGGGAAUGUCUCUUCUUUAGGGUUAAAAAGAAAAGACGAGAAAAAAAAGUUAGUCUGAGAGUGAAGCUAAGAAACAGAAACAGCUGGUUCAGGAGGAUGGAAAACUGAGCGUGUCUUAGACUUUGAAUCUUCAGUUGUUGGAGGAAGAAAAAAAAAGAGGAGCGAGGACAAGAAGCCUGAGGAUACUAGAGAUUAUGUUGCCAUGGAAACCAAGACCUGGAAGCGGACGCAAGGACCACUGAAGGUGGACGACCUCCCUUGACUGCAUCCUCGACGUGUUACUGUUCUGCCUGGCACUGUGGUGAGAGGUACUUAAACAUUUCCCAAUCUUUUAAGAGUUAAAGGGUUAAAUGUGUUUUAUCGCAGUGAAAAGCAAAGUUUGGCGUCAUAGGUUUUGAUGAGAUGUAAAAACUUUGGGUAUUGUUUGAAAAGGCAAAAACAUUUGAAAGUAGUACAAACAAACUCUUAAUCAAGUCUUUAUUUCACACGGGCAAGCAUAAAGUGCCACACUAUUUACUAAGUUUUUCUCCUGGAUUGCUGGAAUUCAGACAAAAAUGGUCUAAAUGUUAUGAAAAUGGACAUUCUUUACAGGUUACACAAGGAAAAAGUGAUUAUAUCUGUAAAAAAAAAAGCCAUGUUCACUUUGGAUGUAGUGAGAAACGCGUUCAAUGAGUAUGUGCUGGCUCGACAAAUCCCACGCCAUCGCUUCCAAAAAGUGGGCAGUAAGAGCCUGAUGGAGAUAAUAAGACGGAGUGACUCAGUGACUCUCUGAAUGACUAAGCAAACAACCAUGUAAUUCUACCAGCCGCAGUCGUACAGCUAUUUAGUUUUUCUGCCAGCAAAGGUUUGAUUCCCACAUGGGGCCACCCAAUUGUAAAAUAUACACCUUCGAGGUAUUGUAAGGUGUUCUGGAUAAAAGUGUGCGAGUGCUAAAUGACUAUAAUUAGCGGCUGGUGGUUUGGAGGAAUUAGUGCAGCGAGUGAGAAAAUGAUGACAGGAUGUUGUGCCGUGCUUAUAGAUAUUCAAAGUCGUUUUUAUGAGAAUAGAGGUGUAAGUGUUAAUUUUAAGUGAGCCUGAUAAUCCCCAUUCUUUUCCUGUCUUCAUUGGCACAGGUGAAUUUCCUUAAGAUGCGUGUCAUUAAUGUACACCUGUGUAGUCAUGUGUGCACUGAUGUGGUUCCAAGUGGGCGUGUGAACAUGUGUGUGCGUGUGUUUCUACAGUAUGCGUGCAGUGAAUGGUGGGGAGUUUGCCUUCUGAUCCUUCUUAGAGCUCUGGUGACUGCACCACCUUGCACAGUCUGCUCUGAUGUCAAAGAGGAUUUAGCACACAGGCACAUUACACUUUCUUUAGCGACAGAAAACACUUCAUCCUAAGCCUCUAAAGAUAGUAAAACUGGUGUUUGAUAGAAGCCUUAACAGCACUCUUAACACGUGAACCUCACACAGGAACAGGUAAUGAGAGACCUCUGAGAAGGUGGAUUAGGACAGCAGAAAUUCAUGUGGAAGUUGGUGAGAAAGUAUUCCGCUAAAAUCGAGUCCUUUUUUUGAAAACCAAAAGCACAUUCACCUUGCUAAGUAUACCAUAGAUUAUAACAAAUACUCUCAAUCCCCUUAACACGCAGCAGCCUGCUGGUGUACCAGUCAUUGCACACUCAUGCUGUGAAACCAAAACACGGUUCAAACCCACAGAACUUUAUUCCCAGUUUUAAUAGGGAUAUUAAAGCUUCUGAAUGCGAAAUUCGCCUAAAAUGAUGCUUAGAGCAGCAAUAAUUUUCAUUUUAAUUGAAUGGUUUCAGCUUUGAGUAGGGACUCGGGCAAAAAUAUCCAAGUCAUAAAAAUAAUACAGCAUCAAUAAAUAUCUGGGAUAGGCUGAUAAAGGAAAUGAGAUUGUCGUCAGACAGUGUCAAAUAAAGCCAUUUCACUAAUCAUGAAGCCUGCAAAACAGAAAACUGUACAUUAAGGAAUUAUACAAGCAAACCUCAUUUUGAGAGAGCAAAUGAAAGGUGGUGUUAAUCAUUUCAGCUAAGUAGUGCAAUCCUAAUCUGAAACGAGCUACGCAGUAUUAUCAUAGCAUCUCUAAUUGCCCCUCAUCCUCCGCUAAAGCACUUAAUGUUGCUGCGGCGAAGGAGUUGCCUCACAUUCUUGCCAGCACUUAGCUUGGAAAGCAUUAUAUAUGGGCUGCUAGUCAUUAUCAAGAUGGAUUGUGGUGACAAAUGGCUGCCCAAACCGCCUUCAGCAGCCUCCUGGCCAUGUUGGCAUUAGACACAUUUACACAGAAAAGCCCCCCAAAAGGACCCCCCUCCCUUCCCUCCUCCUCCUCCUCUUUCUCCUCCUUCCUCCUAACUGUUAAUGAGCCAACAGCCGAGCGCAGUUUGGGAAAACAGAAUCCGCAAAUGCAGAUAAUGACAUGGUUCCUCUUUGUGUAAUUGGCUGCAAGUGAAAACAUUUCAUUUACCUCUCUUUCCCUCUCUUGCUAUAUCCUGUGUGUGUGUGUGUGUGUGUGUGUGUGUGUGUGUGUGUGUGUGUGCGCGCUCUUGUACACAGCUAACCCUUGUGUGAUUGAGGUUUUUGAGCUGCACGGUGAAUUAAAUGCCGUUCUACUGUAAUUAACUGCACUUACCAGUCUGUGUGUGAGACUUUCUGACGCACCGAUAAUUGAGGCAUCAGGUUUUGUUUGUUUUAACCUGCCUUUGAAGGCAUGCUGGGAAGAUGUUUCUCAUGGUUUAGCCCAAGGUACAUCUGUGUGUACAAAUUUGAAAGUCUUGCAAUGACUCUUAUUCCCCUUUUUUUUAUAUUCAACAGCUAAACGUCUCAAAUAUUGAUACAUUUUGCACCGAGGCUUGGGAUUUUUAUGGCUAAUUAUGCUUUAUUUUACUCUGACAUUUGAAAAAAGGCCCAUUGUUUCAAGACUCCACCAUGGUAUUAUUAUGCCAUUCUGAAAAACAAAACACAACAAUUUCCCACUGACUAUAAUAGCUGUUUUCAGAAAAAGUCAUGUUCUUAGCGCCGCAGUCUUGCUGGUAUUUGUAAUUUCAUUAGAGGUCUGAAUUUUGGAACCAAGGUCUGCCACAGUUCACUGAAGCGUUUCCCCCAAGUAUUUGUGGUUCUUGUAAAACAUAAAGCUGUGUUUGUGGACAAUAUUAGCGUGUAGCAGAGACAGAGAGGUCCGGUUGAGUUCUGUCUCUGCUGCAUUAAUGCACAAAACCACAGUCUCCUUCCGUCUCCGGGUCCCUGCCAUGAUUAGCCGAGGAGAGAGAGACAGAUAGAGUGACAAAGAGAGACAGAUGGAGAGAGAAUGAAAUAAAGAGGCACAGCUUGUGGAGGGAUAUGCAGUAAAGGGGUGUUGGUUUUGUUUCCCUGUAGGUCAUCAGUCCCAGACACCACUGACUCUUCCACUGCUUUCCUUCUAUCUCCCAACCUCAACCACAAACAGCCCACCCAUCCACCUUUUUACUCCCCCUAAAGCCCCUGAAUCCUUUCCCCAAACCCACAAUUUGUUCCUCGCUGGAGAUUGAUGAGGAAAGCUUGGCAGACCCGCCACUAUCAUACUUACACCGAGUUUGGGAGUGGGGAAGGAGCAUGCCUGAUGCUUGUAUGGGCCAUUCGUCAUGUCCUGUGUACACAGUCAGUCAGGCCAUCCCUCAAAAGUCCCUGGGGCUUUGCAGACUGUAGCUCAGGGUGCCUCUUUAAGCGAUGGAUAGCGGGAGAAGAGGCUGCACACAGAAGCGGUGCCUGUUCCUCAGAGCGGGGGGGUUUCAUGCAUUUAAACACACAGUCAGCAGGAACAGGGGGAGAAAGAGACAGAGAGACAGAGCAGCCAAAGACAAAUGAGACUGUGUUGGACAUGGAAGGUAGAUCACUGAAAGACUGAGUGGGGUCAUGACUCCCCUGAUGCAGUAGGUGGUGGAAGGACCCAGCGGGAGUCUUCAGUUUAGUUAUUCUAACCUUUAUGACGGGUGUGUGUGGGUGUGUGUGCUGGCUUGUGCAUGCAUGCAGAAAUGUGUGUUUGCAGAGGAAAUACAGAUCCCAAAUGCAGUGUCUAUCCUGAUUAGGGUAUUUGUGGAGUUAUGCUGUGCACAAACCUUAAAGCAAUUAAUUUCCUGCAGAGAUCCAAUUGAAAAUCAACUUAAAAUGCAUUUAUUUUUGGGACAACCUUGAAUGAGAAUACCACAUAUGAGAAAUUAACUUAAUUGCUAGCAUUAAAACCUGAUUUCUUGGCAGAGCGCUUCCUUCCUCCUGGAUUUGAUCUUAAUGAAGGAAAUGAAGAUAAAAAAACACAUUCAGGAGAAGAGAUUUGCACACAAAAGAAAGUUAAAAGCAGAGUAGAUCUGCGCAUUUGUAACCCCAAUACGUCUCUAUAUAUCCUAUAGAAAGAGUCUGGUACUUCUCUGGAUGGACAAACAGCUGCUGUCUAGCUUAAGACCAGUGCUGCCAGGUUAGUGAUAUACAGACUCAAGUGCUGGUGCAGUUUCGGACAGAGCUGCCAUGACCUCUGGGUCAGGGGCAGAAAAAGGGAGGGAGAGAAUUCACAGAAUGGAUUAUGAUAAAGUCAUUUUCUUCAUGUCAGAGUGAGUUGCACAUUCAGGAGAGGAAGAAAGGCAACAUAGAAAUUUGCACGGCAAAGAAGCGCUUGUGAAUAGCAGCGGCCAAUGGCCUUGAGGCAGUUUGGUUCUCUGUCAGAAUCUCUGACUUGAUGUCAUGCAACGCUUGUCAAGAGCAACAUCUGCUGAAAAGAUGCUUGAGUGAUGGUCAAAAAUGUGCUGGCGUGAAAGCUGACAGCGUGCGCAGGGGCGGAUACUCAAUCCUGGAUGGAGGUGGAGAAAUUUCUCAAGAUAACACUUUCUUUCUGGUGCUAACAUGAUACAGGAGACAGGAUGGUGAUAAUGGACACUGUGGGUCAAUCUCAGUUCACUUUGCUCCACAGUGUAUCACCAAAGAGAAGACGAGUGGACUCCCAGAGGGCACUGUAUAGUUCCCCAUCUCUUCCCCUAAUAACAUGCAGAUGGGCCUCUCUAAUGCCUGUUUACAUAUCUGCGGCAUAGUUCAUGACUAAAGUAAGCAAAGCCCUAAUUAUUUUACCCGGCGACGGGACCAAUAAAAUCAACUUCCCCUUCUCGUUAUGGGUGUUUAAGUGAAUCCUUUGAUGGCAGGCCUUUGUUUAUUUUUGGAAGAGUUGCGUAGCCGAGAGGAAAGCAAAUAGAAGUAAUGACACAGAGUUGCUGACAAAUGGAGGCCCUAGUGAUGGAUUCAUUUCCUCAAUGAUGCCUGGAGGGCUACACUCUGAAGCAGGUUCAACAUAAAUGCACUUUCCUGCCAUUGAAAACAUGAUAGAUGGUAGGAUCAAUAUCAUUGUGUUAGUUAUGUAAUAGUCAUGUAUCAUCACUUACUGUCAUUAAUUUGUUUCUGUUUUGUUUCCCUCUCUUUUUGUAGAAUGCUGUGGAAAAUAACCAUCCCAGUCAUCCUAGCUGGGGUGCUCUGCAUCACGGCAGAAACCAAAAAGUCCCGGCCCCAAGGAUCCAUCCCCUCCCCGUACAAAACCAAAGGGAACCUGUCCUCAGAACGACACCACCGGUUAGUGCAUCAGAAACCAGAGGUGCUCUCCUCCAGCAGGGAGGCCUUAGUGGUGACAGAGCGCCGCUAUCUCCGCAGAGACUGGUGUAAGACCCAGCCCCUCCGUCAGACAGUCAGUGAAGAGGGCUGCCGCAGCCGCACUGUGGUCAACCGUUUCUGCUAUGGCCAGUGCAACUCCUUCUACAUACCCCGCCACAUGGGCCCCAGCUCGGGUCAGGGCCACAACCGAGGCCAGACCUCAGGCUCUGGAAGGAAAAGUCACAACAAGGUCCAGGAACCGUUCCAGUCCUGCUCCUUCUGCAGGCCGCACCGCAUCACACAGCUCACAGUGCAGCUGGACUGCCCGGACCUGCAGCCACCUUUUAGAUAUCGUAAAGUGCAGAGGGUCAAACAGUGUCGCUGUAUGUCUGUGGAUGUGAGCGGCCACGGGAAACUGUGAAGAUGGAUGUGAAAACUCCUCUAAAAUUAUCAGGACUGUGCAGGAUUCGACAAACUUUGCCAAACAAAGACUGGCCUCAAGCUGAACCGUCCGCUUUCUGCAUCAUCUUGUAGGAAUAACAACUUGUCCCACAAUGAAAUGGCAUGAAAUGUUGAACUUGUAUAAUUAAAGACUCAACAAUGACUUAAUCAGAGAGAACACGUAUAUUGGUGAAAGACUUACACAAGAGACUGCCAGAGACUUUGAUGAUGAAGCAGCAAAUGUUCAGCAUUAAACAUAUUUCAUCUCUUAUUUGAAACAGUCGGCAUCUACUUGGUUACUUAUACAUUUGUCACGAGAUUCCCUUGUGAUGAAUACCAAACAUUAUGGACACGGUUGAAAGUUGAACUUUAAUGUGACUUGUUUUUUUGCAGGUGAAUCCCACACAGUUUGCCAGCAGUGUAAGAGGAAUUGACUGUGUUAAUAAAUGUUUCAGUUUUCUGUAUAUUUCCCUGAACUUCAAAGAUGUCCAAAAAAUAUUCUGGCCAGUAGUACAAAACAUACUGCAGCAUGUGUUAUGGAGGUGCAAUGCAAUAUAUAUACACUAUAUAUACUGUAUAUUAUGUAAGCGUGUAAGUAUGUAUGUCAAAGGUAUAUUAAAUCUAUUUCAUAUAAAACUAAAGCGAUGUUUGAUCUGACCGCUCACCCUCACACCUGAACAAAUGAUACAACAGAAUCUCCAUUUCAAAAAUGCUGUUAUGUCUUUUAUUCAAUAAAUAUAAAUGUCUAUGGUCAAGGUUAUUCAAUCAAAACAUAUUAUUGGUAUUGCACAUGAACAUCACAUCACAUAGUCGUAUGGCUACAUUAGCAUUGGGGUCACACGCACACACACACUCAUGCACACACAUGGUGGAAAAGGCAAAACUAGGUGCAUGAGAUUCGCUCAAAACAUAAAGCAAGGUGACAAAACUGCUGAAUAAAACAUUGGUGGGUCUGUUUCAGAUCACGCCACUUGGGUAUGCACGGCCUUUAUAGAUACUGAACCACAACAGAGAAGUUGCUGUAUAAUUAUCACUACAAAGGAAUGUACAACUAUCACAUUUCACUCGAUGUGAAACAGAUUUUUCUUCUUAACAUGUAACAUUUAAUCACAGAUGAUAUGUCUCAGAAAGCACUCAGAUGACCUCUGCACUGCGAAAUAAGGCACUGAUGAUCCAUACCUACCAACCUAUGUUGUAGAAAUCUUAUAAAACUGUGCCUUUUACCUCAAAAGAAGAUAUAAGGACAAAAAACAUGUGCCUUUCUAGGAAAACAGGCAGGAAAUUGCACAAAAAAGAGAAACAGGCUACAUAUGGCUUGUAAAAUACCGAGAAAGCUGUUAGAUACUGUAAUUUUACUACAAAUUUCACACUGUCGUGGAAAAUUUCUGGGAUUUUCUUGCAGGCAGCUCCACUUAAUCUACUCAUUGCAGUGAUUUUUCAUUUGAUUACAGAAGUGCUCUCGAAAUGUGGCGAGUAAUGUGAUAUUUCAACUAAGGUUUUAACAAUAUCAUACCCGCUUUGAACUGUCUCUCAAUAAACAACAGAUCUAAAUCGAUUCAAAACAAAUACUGGAGGCAAAUGCAUUUGUAAAAAAUGACUCAUGAAUCACUGUCAGAUUGUACAAACGUCGCUUGUGCAAUAGGCUGCUUGAUGAUCGUUUUCCACUCCCUUGCUUCAGAUCUUCUGACCCAGCUUUGCUUUCUGUGGGAGAAGAAACAGGCUUGAGUUAUUUACAGCACUGGCACUGGUCUCAAUCUGUAACUGCAGGAGCCAGGAGUGCGGUUUCUUCCACACCCCUUAAGGUGUUUGUAAGAAAUAGAGGCCGUUAGAAGAAGAGACAAUUUGCACCAAAGGGAGAAAAGAAAAACAGGACUGGUGCAGCAUGUACAAAAUGAACAAAUAAAAGCACACAUGAAAGCAAAUAAAGACAAGAAGUGUCAGGACGUACUAUUCCAGUUGCGUGCUUGGGUUUCACAUUGUACGAGGCCUUCUCCUUUGCCUGUUUGAAGCACUCUUCAGCCAUUUUGACUCUUAAAAAAGAAAAAGACAAACAGUAAUAAACAUCAGUCACCCAACAGAGACAUGUUCAAACUAUUUAAAGAGCAGUCAUUUACUUUUGAACAUAAAAAAAGAAAAAGGAAUUUGGAAAAGUCCACUCAUAUGGUUUAAAAUGACUCACUCGGAUUUUACUACUAUGUGGAGCAGACCAGCAGCAUCACUACUUAUUGGUGCUUUAAAAGACUAAUGAUCAACAGGUUGGCAUUCAGCAAGAACAGCUUUUAACAUGAGCACUGUGUGUGCCUGCGCUGCCUGCUUACAUGUGCAUAGAACACAUGCAAGGAUGAAUAUUUAUAGCUCAACGGGAGUCUCACAGAAAGAGCAGCAGAAAGAGAAUCGGGACGAUUGCCAGUGGCGCAGGGCAAAGAGUUAAUGCUUUCAAAUUGGUUUUAUUCUUUCCUACUGAAAAAGCAUUGCUUGUGACAUUUUGCUUCUCCUGCAAAUACAUAUCACAAUUCAAUCUUCAUCAGCAUAAUGGACCAAUUUGCUUGUUGUUGACAUAUGUAACGGUAUCUUUAAAUUCAUCAAACCACUGGAAGCUAACUGGAUGCUCCAUGUAUUCUUUUCAUUACUGUGGUGAGGACACAGAUUUGGGUCAUUUAACCUCUUUCCCCUUCAUGAAUUUGGAUGAAUGUGAUAGGAUCUUCAGUGAACACGGGAUGCACCGCAAUUUAUUAAUGGUUCGUGUUCCUCUGC